Anopheles bellator is the source of this 1356-nucleotide messenger RNA. RefSeq names its product ventral anterior homeobox 2 (gene lms). The coding region runs from base 1 to 1356 and encodes 451 amino acids. Gene Ontology annotation, biological process: regulation of DNA-templated transcription. The transcript is spliced from 2 exons. The record is from RefSeq and is a predicted model, not a curated record. Lineage: Eukaryota; Metazoa; Arthropoda; Insecta; Diptera; Culicidae. Gene Ontology annotation, molecular function: DNA binding; DNA-binding transcription factor activity, RNA polymerase II-specific.
AUGGCAGCCGCAACACUAGCUUCCACGGCGAGCACGCCCGCAAUGGGUGGCUGCGCGGCCAAUCGCGGAAAAAAUAGUUUCUCCAUCGAGCACCUGUUGGCCAGGCCGGAUCGCUCGAGUGCAUCCGGGAGUUGCUAUGCGGGAUUCGUGGAUCCGUUCUCCACCAUGGCCAACCCAGCGGCUCUUGCGGCAGCGCCCGCGAUUUAUCAAACCGUCCUUCACCCGUCGGUGGUCGAUGGCGGAUUCGAACGAGCAGAUGAGUCGUCUUCCGGUCCGAACGGGAUCGUGUUUGACGAUCGGGCCGUACCGCACCGAUCCGGCUCUUCGUCGCCCAACUCGAGCUGCAACGAGGACACGAUGGACAACUGCUCCGAAGUCGCAUCGGAGGGCAGCACCGGCACCGGAGCAGCGGCAACUGACGAUCGGAAGAAGCGUCCCCGGACCGCAUUCUCGGCGGCCCAGAUCAAAGCGCUCGAAACGGAGUUCGAGCGGGGCAAGUAUCUGUCCGUCGCCAAGCGGACCGCACUCGCCAAGCAGCUCCACCUCACCGAGACGCAGAUAAAGAUCUGGUUCCAGAACCGGCGCACCAAGUGGAAGCGCAAGUACACGGCCGACGUAGAGUCCCUGGCUUCGCAUUACUACACCCAACUCGGCAUCGGUAGCUUCGCCCGGCCGAUGGUCGUGGGCGACCGGUUGUGGCUGUUCAGCCAAAGCCCGAACGGUCCCACACCGGUACAAUCGAUGCUGCUGAACGGUCCCGGUCCAAGUGCAGGGCCACCCUCCACCGCCCAUCACCUGUCCACGGUACGAACCUACGCCACGGGUCUACCAAACGUUAGCCCGGCAGUGGCUUUUGGGAGUCCCCGUGCCAUCACUCCGGCCCCCGGUGGUGCUACGUCAUCCGGUGCCUCGGCCGGUUAUCUGCAUAAACUGUCACCAGCCGCACAACCUCGAAUACCGGGUUCGCUCGGGCUGCGGCCACUGCUCGCGGCUGGUGAGUACGUAGAGGCAGCUUACUAUGGUCCGGUCGUGCCGGACACAUUGACCGGACCACGGUUUAGUGCCAUUCCGCCGCAUCUCCUCAAUCCACUACCGACGGAUGGGGCACCAGCAACCGGUGGAGGGUCGGGAAUCGCCGAUCUGGAGCGUGCCUUCGGUAAUCCGAGUAGCCUGAUCGAGAGUCUCACCACGGGAUACACAGACCCGGGCGGACCACGGGUCCCAGCUCCGGAGCAAACCGAUUUCAUCAACAACAACAACAACAAUGAGUGCAGUAGCAAGAACCCGAACGUCUUACAGGACGAUUCAUCCAGCGAGAUUGACUGCGAGGAGCUUGAAGACGGCGCACCUGUUUAG